UUUAAGACUAACUAUUACUUCCUUCAUUCAUAUAUGCUAGGACGGAGCCGACUUAGUUAAGGAAAGUUAAAGUUGGACCAAAGCCCGGAAUCAUCCUGCAAUUUAAAGGGCUAUGUUGGAAUUGAAGGCCGCAUCAAGAAGAUCGAAUCGCUAUUGAGCAUUAAUUCACCGGACGCUUGCAUCACAGUAGGUAUUUGGGGCAUGGGUGGUAUUGGCAAGACCACCCUUGCUGAAACUGUAUUUCACAAACUCUCUUCUAAAUUCGAAGCUUCUUGUUUUGUUAAGAAUGUUAGGGAGAACUCGGAAAAAACAGAUGGACUAGAUCACUUGGAAAAAACACUUCUUAAGGAGAUAUUAAAGGAAGAAGGUCUAUCCAUAGGAUCAACUCGUGUUCAAAAAAGGCUCAGCCGCACAAAGGUCCUCAUUGUUCUUGAUGAUGUGAGUAAUUCAAUGCAAAUGGAAUGUUUAACUGGCGAUCGUCUUCGGUAUGGCAUUGGAAGUAGAAUCAUUAUAACAAGUAGAGAUAGGGGCACACUAAGGCAAACAGUUGAAGAGGGUAAUAUCUACGAGGUUGAGGUAUUAAAACCGGAUGACGCUCUUCAGCUCUUCUGUUCGCAUGCUUUCAAGAAUAACAGAACUCGUAGAAUAGAUUAUCAGGAGUUGGCAGAAAAGGCUAUGCAUUAUGCCAAAGGCGUUCCUUUAGCUCUUACAGUUCUGGGGUCCUUGUUCUUCAAUUGCAAAACCAAAGAAGACUGGGAAGAUGAAUUCAACAAAUUGAAACGAUUUUUCAGUGGAGAUAUCCAGAAAGUGUUGAGAAUAAGUUAUGAUAGAUUAGAAAAAAAUGAGAAGGAGAUAUUUCUGGAUAUAGCAUGUUUUUAUAAAGGGUGGCCUAUGCAUGAGGUAAAACUAAUGUUAGAUGUUCGCGGAUUCUUUGUGACAGCCGGAGUUAGAAUUCUCAUUGAUAUGUCUCUCGUGUCAAUUGGUUCAAAACCGGGAUGGCAAACCAUAGAGAUGCAUGAUUCGCUACAAGAAAUGGGAAGGAGAAUUGUUCAAGAACAAUGUAUUAAAGGAUCCGGUAAAUGGAGUAGUGUUGUAUGUAGAGGUUAUGAAACAAAGAUUUUUGGUGUGACUUUGGCUGUUUAAGACCAAUUCGAAUAAGAAAGCCUUAUGAGAAGAUGUAUGCUAAUUCUUAUGUAAAGGAUAUAGUUAUGGCAUUAAACUGAUAUAAGUUAGGAAACAUAAGUUGUUUUCUACAAGGAUUCUAAUAGGGAGUUCUUAUGCUAUGAUGAGAAGGAUUAUAUGUAUUUGUAUAUAUAGAGUGGCCUCUCCUCUUGCAGGUUUACGCUCUUUUAAAACUAAGUCAUAUUCUUAGUUGGAGCAAUAAGCAUCCUGACAGAGAGAAGAAGAGCUGCUGUGCAUUUAGUAAAACUAUACAGGUCUUCGCUUCAAUAGAACUAGGAACAUUCCAAAAUUAAGAGAAAAAUCAUAUGUUGCGCUACAAGCCGAAGGAAAAAAAGAAUGAAGAAAAAGCGAGAUGCAUAUAUAAAGAAAUGAAAUACAAAAAAUACA
Molecule: messenger RNA, 1569 nt
Organism: Malus domestica (apple)
Lineage: Eukaryota; Viridiplantae; Streptophyta; Magnoliopsida; Rosales; Rosaceae
Source: RefSeq, a predicted model, not a curated record